Penicillium riverlandense is the source of this 1626-nucleotide messenger RNA. Its product is annotated as putative extracellular lipase. The transcript is spliced from 2 exons. The record is from RefSeq and is a predicted model, not a curated record. Lineage: Eukaryota; Fungi; Ascomycota; Eurotiomycetes; Eurotiales; Aspergillaceae. Bases 1 to 1626 code for a protein of 541 amino acids.
AUGGCUGCUCCGACACCCCCCUCUGUCACCCUGGCCCAAGGUCAGGUAGUGGGCAUACAACUUGAAAAUCAGACUGUAGACUCCUUCCUGGGAAUCCCAUAUGCCCUUCCUCCCGUGGGAGACUUGCGCUUCAAACCCGCUGUUCCGGUUCCUCAAUCAACAGAUACGAUUGAUGCGUCCAAAUACGGCCCCGCAGCCCCAGGCAAAGCAUUACUUCCAGGCGGACCAAAGCUGGAACAAAGCGAAGACUGCUUGACUGCGAACGUGUUCCGACCUGCCGGAACUGAUGACGCAGCAAAACUCCCCGUGGCGAUCUACAUCCAUGGCGGCGCCUUCAAUCGCGGUGCGGCUGCGAUGCAUAACACUGCGUCUAUGGUGGCAUGGUCUGAAGAUCCCUUUAUCGCUGUAAGCUUUGGUUACCGUAUUGGAGCUCUGGGGUUUUUGCCUUCUACUUUGAGUCAGAAGGAGGGCCUUCUCAACCUCGGCUUGCGCGAUCAAGUGCUUCUGUUUCAGUGGGUGCACGAGAACAUUGAUAGAUUCGGUGGUGAUCCUGGAAAUAUUACUUUGUUUGGUCUUUCAGCGGGAGCUCACUCUAUCGGACACCAUCUCCUCAAUUAUGAUGAACAACACCCGCCCCUAUUCCACCGCGUCAUUCUAGAAUCCGGAUCACCAACUUCUCGAGCAGUUCGUCCCUACGAUGCGAAGAUUCAUGAGCAGCAAUUCCAGGACUUUCUUCGAGAAGUUGGCUGCCCGGACGAUCUUCCUCAAUCGAAAAUAUUCCCUUUUCUACGCUCGCUGCCAAGUAAGACAGUCACGGACGCUCAGACCGUCAUAUUCGACAAAUACAAUCCGUCGCUCCGAUGGGCCUUCCAGCCUGUGAUAGACGGAGACAUCAUCUCGCGCAAACCUCUGGACGCAUGGACUUCAGAGCUAUGGAACAAAGUGCCAAUCAUGACUGGCUUCAACAGCAACGAAGGAACGAUGUACGUGGAUAGGAAAAUGUCGCAGUCCUCCGAGUUCCGCAAGUUCUGGCACAACCUGCUCCCGGAACUAUCAGCAGCAGACCUAGGCACGAUUGAGAAACUAUAUCCCGAUCCGAGCACCGAUUCUACUUCGCCGUACACCGAAACCCGCAAUGGCCAAGGAGUGGGUCAGCAAUACAAACGCAUCGAGGCUGCAUACGGUCACUACGCCUACGUCGCUCCUGUCCGCCAGACUGCGCAGUUUGCCUCGGCACAAGGCGUGCCUGUUUACCUGUACCACUGGGCAUUGCCUAGAACACUGGUUGGGCGCGCAAACCACGGCGAUAAUAUGUACUAUGAGACCUACAACAGCGCCAUUACGGAGAUAUCAGAGUCGCAGAAGGAAUUGUCUGGAACUCUCCAUGCCUAUCUGACUAGCUUCAUUGCUAAAGGCGAUCCCAAUGCCUUGGAAGGUCGGUAUGCUCAACGACCUCGGUGGAAGCCUUACACGCCACAGGCGGAGAGUGUGAUGGUUUUCGGUGAGGACAACGAAGAACUAAUUGGUGGCGCGGUGGCUCCGGCUGCUAAGUUUGUAGAGGACAACUGGGCCAGACCUGAGACAGAAUUUUGGUGGUCGAAGGUCGAGAUUUCGCAGCUUGCAUGA